This is a messenger RNA of Colletotrichum abscissum, 900 nucleotides long. RefSeq lists its product as uncharacterized. The record is from RefSeq and is a predicted model, not a curated record. Lineage: Eukaryota; Fungi; Ascomycota; Sordariomycetes; Glomerellales; Glomerellaceae. The transcript is spliced from 2 exons. Gene Ontology annotation, molecular function: FAD binding; monooxygenase activity. Bases 1 to 900 code for a protein of 299 amino acids.
AUGACAAGUUCCACGGCCCUUCAAGUUGCCAUCAUCGGCGGUGGCAUAGCCGGACUCGCAGCGGCACGUGUCUUGCGAGAAGCUCAUGAUGUCACCAUAUACGAGCGUAAUGAUCCAGAAGCGGGAGAAAGUGGUGCUGCCAUCGGGCUAGGUCCAAAUGGCUCGAAGAUGGCCGCCAGACUUGGACUUACUAAAGAGUCCCUGAAAGCUGUUGUAUCUAAUGGCUUCAGGAGUUAUGACCAAAACGGCAACUUGAUUAAAGAAUCAAGGAUUGACUGCGUCAAAGACUUCGGUUCCGAGUGGUGGAUGGUCCAUCGCCAGGAUCUCAAAGAUGCUCUCCUACGAGCUGCAACAAGCCCUGAUCUGGUUCUAUCUGGUCGUCCUGCCAAGAUUAUCUACAAUUCUCGCGUUGUGCGAAUUGACCCUCAAGAUCGAGCUUUAAUCUUUGAAGAUGGGUCCGAGAUCAAAGCGGAUCUCAUAAUUGGUGCGGACGGCAUUCAUUCGAAAGUCCGUCGAGCUGUUGCUGGUCCGUGUUACGCUGAGUCAACUCCCGCGAACCUUUCUUUGUACAGGUUCACCGUUAGCCGUUCCAGAGUAUCGGAUGUUCUCGGAGAAAUUCCGGAUGUGCUCAGAUAUGAAAACGGCGUUUUUCUAUCUUCCUUUAUUGCGGCGGACGGGUCGAACCGAAACGUUGUUGUAUACCCCUGUCGCGAUAUGGAGGUCAUGAACUUUGCUUGCGCUGUCCCAGACAGUAUGCUUCGGCAGCAGACCGAAGAGUCUUGGACUAAGGAUGGCGAUGUACACGAAAUGCUUGAGAGUUUUAAGGACUUUCCAUCAUGGCUUCUACAACUCAUGAAGUGGGCUACCCUACAUCAUUUUUUCGAGAUGAAGGAACGCUAA